Molecule: messenger RNA, 1908 nt
Organism: Python bivittatus (Burmese python)
Lineage: Eukaryota; Metazoa; Chordata; Lepidosauria; Squamata; Pythonidae
Product: protein SSUH2 homolog
Source: RefSeq, a predicted model, not a curated record
CCCUGUUUCCUUUGAAUACAUCUGUUUCCUUUGACUUGGAGCCUGUCUUACUCCAACCCUAAGAACUACCAUACAUAGACUUGGAGAGAGGCUUGUUAAAAGCAAGGAUGUUUUUUUUCUCUCCUUUGACCUCCGCCACUCCUUGCAAACAGUAAUGGAGAAAGACCUGCUUAUUGGAGAUAACAGCUGUGUGAGCUAUGGAAGUGACAGUCUCCUCUCUCCAAAGACUGCACAAGAGACAUCUAGUCAUUCAUCUCUUUUUGAAGGAGCUUCUGCACCUCCUUAUGAACUGAUGAACAACAGAUCUAUAGAUGAAAAGCAAGGUUCAGGAGAUAAUGGAAACAAAUCUUUGUCUGGUUUACUUGAUCAGAGCCCCCCUCGACAUCUAAGUGACUGGAACACACUCUCCACCUCUGAACAAGAGAUUAAAGAUGCAUUUCUACAGUAUGCAACCGCCAAGUUUUGCUAUAGGACUGCCCCUGCAAAGAGUAUAAAAGUCCAGAAGCUAACUCCUCUCAACACAUACAGAUAUCGGUUAGAGACUUUCACUGAAAGUAGAGAGACAUCCUUGGCUAGUGAAAAUUAUUAUGGUGGAUUCGUGGACUCAGCUGCUGUUGCACCCCCACCCACCCCAUGGGAAAUCACUGUGGAUCCACCUCCCCUGUUUACAGACUGUGAAAUGCAUAUCCCGGUACCCCACUCAUAUUUGCUGGAGAAUUGCCGAAACUGCAAUGGGCGUGGUGCCAUCAUGUGCCAAUCCUGUAAAGGAAAGGGCAAGAAAAAGUGUUCCAUUUGUAAUGGGAGUGGGUUGAAUUCAGCAGAAGACAAUGCCUGCUCGUGGUGUUUGGGUACAGGAGACAACCGUUGCUUCAGUUGUCGUAGCAAUGGGUGGCUCAUGUGUUACAGUUGCAAUGGGAAAGGCAUGUUGCUAUAUCAUACUGAACUUUCAAUCACAUGGAAGAACAAUAUUUUAGAACACACAGCAGAGAAGGUUUCUGACCUUCCAUUUUACCAUUGGCAGGAAGUAACUGGAAGAAAAAUACUUAGUGAUGAGUAUAACUUGGUACUUCCCAUAACGGAUUUCCCAGAAUCAUCCAUUGAAGACUAUUCAAGGACAUGCAUUGCUCAACACAAAAUGAUGUUUGCUUCUGAUGAGCAUCGAAUCUUGAAACAGAAACAAACAGUCGAGGUGGUGCCACUCACAAAAGUUGAAUAUGAAUGGAAAGGCAAACCCUAUUCCUUCUAUGUCUUUGGCAAUGAGAAUAAGGUAUACUGCAAAGAUUAUCCCGCCAAAUGCUGCUGUUCUAUCCUGUGAAGAAGAACCACUUCAAUGACAGUCCCCUAUCAAAUGACACAGCAGAGAUGCUGUUCUCUGCUUUCGGUUCUCCGCAGCUUCUUUCAGGAUUCUUUCUGGGCAAUGACUAUGCAAAAAAAUGAUAUUGAUUGCUCCAUCCAGAGGAAUUUGUGGCUAAGAUUGUUCAUGAGUUUUAUUAAUGCAGUUGGAAAAUGAAGGAAACUACUAGUUCUAGUGCACCUUGAAAUAGCAUGUUAGUACAUUUCACUAUUCCAAUAUUUAGUUUCAUUUCAUGAGCCCCAUUUGGACAUUUUCUACCCGAAGUACUCACCACGUGAGCAGUCUGGAGAAGCCCUGCCUCAUCAGCAUUGUGUGAAGGAGGCAAGCUUUCCCACAAACAGGUGUAUAGGCAGGCUUCUACACCAGGCAGCAUUAUGGGGUCCUGGAUCUCAUAGCAAUCAAUGUAAAUACAAUCAUAUGUACUGUACAUCUUAAAAAAAAAAAAAUAGGGCAACUGAAUAGCAUGUUGCUUCCUAAUUUCAAGGGACCCUUGAGUCUACUGAGCUGCUGAGAUUAAUAUGCAAUUGAGACCAGAGGUUUUUCUUUUGGGACUG